UUUUAUCAAUCUGCUCAAAACGGUUCGCAAUGGGAAACGUUACCAUAAACGAUUCUAUUUAUUUCAACAUUAAUUUUGUACACAAAAUGUAGUAUAUUGUUGAUAAAAUAUUUAAAAAAAAAAAUAAGAAAAUAAUAAUCUUUUCAUAGUGAACUACUGAAUAUUUGUCGGUAAUAUCAAAAUAAUAAUAAAAUAAAAAAAAAAUCAUCAAAAUAUAUAAAAAGUGUGAUUUUAACGAAAAUAAAAAAAAAUUAAUAUCAUCCAACAAAGGCUUCACAAUUUGUACACUUAAAAUUGUUAAGUGUAUAAUUUUGUGUUAAACGAAAACUUUUUUCAUAAAAAAAUUAGAGCACAAAUUGUUCUUAAAAAUAAGGAAUAUUCUAUUCAUUUGGAGUUUUUGAAAAUACUCGAAAAUCGAUUGCGAUUUUUUUUAAAAGGAAUUCAAUAUGGGCGACUACAGCCCCGACAUGAACACAAUGGAAACUGUCCUUCCAGCAAUACUAGGACUCAGCGCAGCAGCUGUACUCUCAGCUGUAGCAUGUAUUUGUGCAAAGCAUCUUCGUGCUAGAAACAAGAAAACUUCACACGAUACUAGUUAUCCAUUUCAACCAACACGUCGACCGACCGCUGUUCGAUCUCCAAGUGGUCAGCCACCGCAUUAUCUAAAAAAAUCACCCUCACCAACUGGAACUAAACAAAUUGGCAUUCUCCAGCCAGUUCAAGACCAAACAACAUCAAACACAACUACUCCGAUUGCUCCACAGACUAUAAAAUUUGUUGAAGAAGAUGAAAUCCAGCCAAAAGUUGUUGCCGAAAAUGAGGCAGUUAUCAAAAAGACAUCACCAGUUGAAGUUGAGAGUCCCGGCAAAGAUAUGCCCGAUGGCUGGGAGUAUGGCAAAUUGGGUACAAUUUUCUUCAAGCUUCGUUAUCUUAAAGAACGCAGUGCACUGGUAGUCUCAAUUAUUCGAUGUCGAGGUCUACCAUGCAAGACUGCUGCAGGUUCUGGCAGCCAUGAUGUUCCAGCAGGAAUGAAUGGUCGCACUCAAGCUGCAACUGACCCUUAUGUAAAAUUACAACUAUUGCCCGACAAACAACACAAGGUUAAGACUAGGGUUGUGCGCAAUACCAGAAACCCAGUCUAUGAUGAAGAUUUCACAUUUUAUGGAUUGAAUAUUCAUGAACUUGGCUCAAUGACUUUGCAUUUCGUGAUUUUAAGCUUUGAUCGUUAUUCGCGAGAUGAUGUUAUCGGUGAAGUGGUUUGGCCCUUGUCAUCAAUUAGCUUAAGGGAAAUUGAACAAGAACACAUGUCGAUAAGCAAGGAAAUUCAACCACGUAGCUUGAAGAUAAGGGCACAAGGUCGUGGAGAGCUAUUGAUAUCAUUGUGUUGGCAACCAGCUGCUGGACGUUUGACUGUUGUUCUAUUGAAGGCUCGCAAUCUACCACGAAUGGAUGUUACAGGCUUGGCAGAUCCAUAUGUUAAAAUCUAUUUACUUUACAAUGGACAGAGAAUUGCAAAGAAAAAAACUCAUGUUAAAAAGAGGACAUUAAGUCCGGUAUUUAAUGAAAGCUUUGCUUUUGAUAUUCCAACUGCUGAGGGCACCGGAGCAACACUGGACGGUGUUUCACUUGAGUUAAUGCUCCUUGAUUGGGAUCGAGUUACAAAGAAUGAGGUAAUCGGACGACUGGAGCUUGGUGGACCCAAUUCCGGUGGUACAGCUCUAAAUCAUUGGAAUGAAGUAUGCAAUUCACCACGAAGACAAAUUGCCGAAUGGCAUAAACUAAAUGAGUAAGUAUAAAUGAACAAAAAACAAAUACAAACAAAUUUAUCAAAAUGUAACAAGUAGCAAAAAAAAAACAAAACAAGAAAAAAACAAUAAUCUAAAUAAUAUCUAGAUAAACACUCGAAGGUGGUGGCAAUAAAUUAGAAAAAAACAAAACCAAAUUCCCACUUCUGAAUUCACUCAAGCGUAUGUACAAUGUUUUACAUCAUAAAAAAAUCCUUUGAAAUGCUUUCAUACAAAAUUAAAAAAAAAAAAAAACAA
This is a messenger RNA of Episyrphus balteatus (marmalade hoverfly), 2042 nucleotides long. It is a transcript of the gene Syt4, whose product is annotated as synaptotagmin-4. Gene Ontology annotation, molecular function: phosphatidylserine binding; clathrin binding; calcium-dependent phospholipid binding. Gene Ontology annotation, biological process: cellular response to calcium ion; vesicle fusion; regulation of calcium ion-dependent exocytosis. Bases 447 to 1790 code for a protein of 447 amino acids. Gene Ontology annotation, cellular component: membrane; synapse; axon. NCBI's taxonomy places the organism in Eukaryota, Metazoa, Arthropoda, Insecta, Diptera, Syrphidae. The record is from RefSeq and is a predicted model, not a curated record. The transcript has 6 exons.